AUGGCCGGAUACAACGCCUCACCCGUAUCCUCCGACGAGCUCGAGCAUGCGCUACAUCCAUUUUACCCCGUAGGGGCCAUCAUCAAAGACUACGCUGCGAAUACACUGAGCUCGCCCGUCAUCUUGGUGUACUUCUUCGCGCUGGUCGUUGCCUUCCUGCUGCCUGCGGCAUAUGCCUUGACGCGCGCACGCAGCGGCCAGGGGCUACCGCGCCAGGAGUUUGCUGUAGCCAUGUGGUUCGCUCUUUGUGGCUACAUCCACCUCGCUGUCGAGGGCUACUUCGUGUUCAACCACGCAACUCUGGCCGCAGACCGUGGUCUUUUCGGCCAGAUGUGGAAGGAGUACGCGCUAUCGGACUCGCGCUACCUGACCUCGGACACCUUCACCGUCUGCAUGGAGACGGUUACGACCGUUCUCUGGGGGCCCUUGUCACUAUUGGCGGCUUACUUCAUCGCUAUUGACCAUCCUGCUCGCCACCCACUGCAAUCUAUCAUCAGUUUCGGGCAGAUAUAUGGAGACAUUCUGUAUCUAUCGACCGUGUUCUUUGAUGAAGCCUAUCGGGAGACGGCGUACUCACGACCGGAGCCGUUCUAUUACUACGGCUACUUCAUCUUCUUGAACGCUAUCUGGCUCGUCAUUCCAGGCCUGCUGCUGCUUCAGAGUACUGUAGCGACGAUUAACGCCUUUGCGUUUGCGAAAGCGAAGGGGGGAGUGAAGGGCAAGAAGACAAACUAG
Alternaria atra is the source of this 735-nucleotide messenger RNA. RefSeq lists its product as uncharacterized. The transcript has 3 exons. Bases 1 to 735 code for a protein of 244 amino acids. Gene Ontology annotation, cellular component: endoplasmic reticulum; membrane. Gene Ontology annotation, molecular function: cholestenol delta-isomerase activity; C-8 sterol isomerase activity; steroid Delta-isomerase activity. The record is from RefSeq and is a predicted model, not a curated record. NCBI's taxonomy places the organism in Eukaryota, Fungi, Ascomycota, Dothideomycetes, Pleosporales, Pleosporaceae. Gene Ontology annotation, biological process: sterol biosynthetic process.